This is a messenger RNA of Cyclospora cayetanensis, 1707 nucleotides long. RefSeq lists its product as uncharacterized. The coding region runs from base 1 to 1707 and encodes 568 amino acids. Gene Ontology annotation, biological process: peptidyl-arginine methylation. NCBI's taxonomy places the organism in Eukaryota, Apicomplexa, Conoidasida, Eucoccidiorida, Eimeriidae. Gene Ontology annotation, cellular component: nucleus. The record is from RefSeq and is a predicted model, not a curated record. Gene Ontology annotation, molecular function: protein-arginine N-methyltransferase activity. The transcript is spliced from 5 exons.
AUGGCGGGUGCUUCGUGGUCGUCUGAGCGUCGGAGUCGGGAAGCCGCCUUCUACAAACGAAACAAGGAAACUUCAAUGGGCCCCCGUAGGGGCCCCCCAGGGGGCCUAAGGGACUUGGGGACCCCUGAUACGCCCUGCUGUGCGCCUGACUGCACGCCACCCGCGUCCAGCCGCGUGGAAUCUUCUCGAAAGAGAAGCAGCGGAAUAGACUCAAGGAAAAGGGAGUGCGAGGUUUCCGAUUCCGAGUGCAGCAAAGAGAACGUUGGCAACAGCAACAAUACGGAAAGUGGGGGUCUUGAGCAGAGCUCCAAGCGCCUUUUCGGAAAGGAAAAGGAUCAAAGACCCACGAAACUGCAGCGCGCAUCGAGCGGCAAUCACUCUAAUGGCGGAAACAGCAGUAGGAAGGGAGAUGAGACAGGCGUUGAAUCUGUUGUUCCUCGCGUACACCGGGAGUUGCGUUGCCUAAUUCCUUCUGUGCCCCUGAAAAGCCGGAGAACGUCUUCUUACGCUCCAAAAUGGAGUUUGAGGGAGAAACUGGAUCUCCUGCUGAAGAUGGGAAUCGUUGCCACUACAAAAGUCAAUGAAAGCGAGGAGGUCCACACACUCAGCAUCUGUGGCCAGUUUGCGGAGGAAAACCACCUGGCUAUGAUGCAAGACAGCGACAGAGUCUCCUACUACAGAAAAGCAAUGAACUGGACCGGGGAUCCGUCGAGUGCUCGCCGCAAGCUUGUUGAGGGGCGCCGCGUGCUGGAAAUCGGAACGGGCCCUUUUUCUCUGCUCUCCGUGAAUGCAGUAGCUGCCGGCGCAGCCCAUGUUGUGGCACUGGAAGCUUCGCGGCCUUCCCACUCGCGGGCUAAGAAGUUCGUCGAGGCAAUUGGAAUGAGCCAAAAGAUUGAUGUCAUCCACGGGUACUCGAAGCGGAUCCCAACGGAAGUUUUCAAAGAUCCACAAAUUAUCAUUCACGAGAUCAUAGGCGACUUUGCUUCUCAGGAAGGUGUCGCCGAUGCGGUUUCCGAUAUCCAGGAGAGGACAGGCUGCCUCCCGUUGAGUAUCCCUUUUGGGGCCGAGACGCUUAUCUGCCCGGCCAGUCUGCCGGAGCCGGAGCAUUUCUUGUAUCCUGCGCACUCUUACGAGGGUCGUAGCAUACUCUCCCCCCGCCGCAUCCUGCUCCAGUCUGUUCGCCUUAACACAACGCAUCUACUUCUCAGCGAAGGCUUCCAGCCAUUCGAGACACUCAAGUUUCAAGAGCCGAUGGCCAAGCAAAUGGAACAACGCAAAACCCUCAGCUUUGUCAUCCACAAACCGGGACAUAUGGCAGGGUUGCUAGUCGUCAUCAAGAUCGAGAUAUAUCCCGGACAGUUUUUUGGCACGUUCCGUAACGGUGAGACAGACUCGUGGUAUACUUCGCUUGUAUUGCUGCCGGAGGAGAUUGAAGUCGAGACAGGGGACAACAUAACAGUGGAAACUCUAGCAAACAUGCGCAACUAUUCAAGAGUCAGCGGCUCCAAACAAUCGCAAAAAACAGCGGGAAAAGCCGAAACCUCCAUUCUCGUCUCUAAGCCGACCUACACGUUCACCAUCUCGGUAUUUAGACCGUCGUUCAGCUGCCGCAAGCCGCUCAAGGCAUUCAAACCGAUUGUCGUAUCCUUCGAGGAGCAGGCACCCGUCCUCAGCGGGGCAACACGGAAGUACGCAGACAAAAGAUGA